AUGGCUCUCUCCAGGAUCUGUCGGGAGUCUUUGCUGUUGCUUUUACUGCAAAUUGUGAUGAUUUGCUCCGCUCAGAGGGGCCCGGUCGGUCCCAGAGGACCCCCAGGGCCCCCCGGAGUAUCUGGCGUUCCUGGAGUAGAUGGCAUUGAUGGCGACAGAGGAGAGGACUCAACAGUGAACGGCGGACCAGGCCUUGAUGGUGACAACGGCAAAGACGGACUUCCCGGAGUUGCAGGUCUUCCAGGCGCAGAUGGACCAGUUGGACCUCCUGGAGAUCCAGGUGCAGUGGGUGCACAAGGGCCAAAAGGGGACCCUGGAGCACGUGGACCUCCUGGAGAGAUCGGUGUAGGACCUGAUGGGCUUGAUGGUAUUCCAGGUACAGAUGGGCUACCAGGUGAACUUGGUAAAGUUGGACCCCCUGGAGCAAGAGGCCGGAGAGGUCAAGUGGGUCCUCCUGGUCCUGCUGGGCCUCGGGGGCCUCCCGCUGUGUACCAAGGCGAGGACCUGUGUCCCAAUGCCUGUCCCGCUAGUCUGAAUGGACAUCCUGGUCUCCCCGGCAUGAAGGGCCACAAAGGAAUUAAGGGUGAAUCUGGUGAGCCUGGAAGACAAGGACACAAGGGAGAGGAGGGUGACCAAGGACCACCAGGGGAAGUCGGAUCUCAAGGACUACCAGGCCCAGGUGGAAAAAGAGGCCUCUCAGGAAUAAUGGGCUCCAAAGGUGACAGGGGACCCCGUGGAAAACCUGGUGAUUUAGGUCCUCAGGGCAUCCAGGGAGGCCCGGGUGAUUCUGGUCAAAGAGGAGCAAUAGGUGAAACUGGGCCACAGGGAGUGUCGGGGGAACGAGGUCCAUCUGGAAUCAGAGGAGUGCCAGGGCCAAAAGGAGAGGCUGGCCUCGCUGGUCCAGAUGGUCGUGAAGGAAUACCUGGACUGCCAGGGUCAAAGGGUCUUCCAGGGAAAAAUGGGGCUCCAGGUGAUGCUGGCACUCAAGGUCUCCCUGGUAUGCCAGGUUCUUAUGGCCAGAAAGGUGUCAGUGGUUCGAAGGGUAGCACAGGUGAUCCAGGAGCUGUUGGACUGAUGGGAUCUUCAGGGAAACAAGGCGAGCGUGGCGAGCAGGGAGAAGUGGGACCUGUUGGAGCCCGAGGAGGACCAGGUGAACGAGGAGAAAGAGGACAUGAUGGACCUAUAGGAGCACCAGGAGGCAGGGGAGGCAAGGGGGAUCUGGGACUUCCAGGACUUCCUGGUCCCGCUGGUUAUCGUGGCCAGAAGGGCGACAGAGGUGCAGUUGGUCUGGAUGGUUCAAAGGGAGAUCAGGGAUCUGCCGGCUCUGAGGGAACACCAGGAGACAGAGGAGAACUGGGUGAUCAAGGUGAACUAGGAGAGAAAGGAUCGACGGGCCCACCAGGUGAGACAGGAAAUAAAGGACCCGAGGGUGGCCGAGGACAGCAGGGGAAAGAGGGCAAAUCGGGCCAACCAGGACCCCGUGGCAUGCAGGGUGACAUGGGGGUACCAGGUCUUCCAGGGGUGCAGGGAGCAGCGGGAAAAUCACCGACAGAUACACAUAUCAAACAAGUCUGCAUGAGAGUAAUGCAAGAGCAGCUGGCUCAGCUAGCCGCCAGCCUGAGCAGGCCUGAGUCAGGUAUUGCUGGAAUACCUGGUCCCCCGGGUCCUCCUGGACCUCCAGGCCCUUCAGGAGAGAACGGUUUCCCUGGACACACCGGAUCAAGAGGACUACCUGGUCUGAAGGGUCCACCUGGGCUACUGGGCCGCAAAGGCAUCAAAGGUGACCAGGGUGACAGAGGGGACAGAGGACCCACAGCGAGAGGACCCAAAGGAGCACCGGGGGCUCCUGGUCUGCCAGGUGUUGCCGGCAGAGCGGCUUAUGGCACAAACGGCCGUGACGGAGAGCGGGGACCUCGUGGCGUUCCCGGUAUUCACGGCGUUCCUGGGCCUCCUGGUCCCGCCGGUCUCAAUGGUUACUGUGAGUCAUCACAGUGCGUUCUGCCCAUGGUGGCGUCGCCGGUUUCGGCAAAGGACACCAGCAUGAAGGGCCCCAGUGAGAUGUAA
Messenger RNA from Scomber japonicus (chub mackerel), 2064 nucleotides. RefSeq names its product collagen, type IX, alpha 1a (gene col9a1a). NCBI's taxonomy places the organism in Eukaryota, Metazoa, Chordata, Actinopteri, Scombriformes, Scombridae. The transcript has 32 exons. The record is from RefSeq and is a predicted model, not a curated record. The coding region runs from base 1 to 2064 and encodes 687 amino acids.